Penicillium nucicola is the source of this 1332-nucleotide messenger RNA. RefSeq lists its product as uncharacterized. Gene Ontology annotation, molecular function: exonuclease activity; nucleic acid binding. The record is from RefSeq and is a predicted model, not a curated record. NCBI's taxonomy places the organism in Eukaryota, Fungi, Ascomycota, Eurotiomycetes, Eurotiales, Aspergillaceae. The transcript has a single exon. Bases 1 to 1332 code for a protein of 443 amino acids. Gene Ontology annotation, cellular component: nucleus. Gene Ontology annotation, biological process: ribosomal large subunit assembly; rRNA processing.
AUGGCCGCUCCCAUGGCUGCUCCCAUGGCUGACAUCGCUGGAUUUGUCUGCCCUGGCUGCCACCGAGACGACUUCAAAAGUCUCCGAGGUGUGAAGACCCAUUUCGAGUCCAAACGCCACAAGCUCUUUUGUGUUCCCUGCCAAAAGGAAUUCACCAAUGUCUGGGGCUUGCUUCAUCAUACUCAGAAACAUCAAACCCCUGAUCAAAAAAGCAACAACAUUGCUUCUGGGCCCUCUCUCAUGUCAUCUCCAUCAACACAGAGCCGAAAGCGGGCCCCAAAAUCGAAUCAUAAGCCAUCAUUGCCUGUUCAAUCGACUGACGGGGGUAGUCCAUCUCUUACACAGCCAUGGCUGCCUGUCACAGAUAUGGAGAGUCUAAGUCUCGAAAUUGAAGCCCUCGCAUUGCAGCCCCUGAUCGUCCGGGGGACAAAUCGCCAUGUGGUUCUCGGAAUGCAAGAACAAGCUCUGUAUCUGCGCUAUCUUCUUCUGCAAUGCCACUCAGAUUUUCGUCUCCGGGCACAAGGUUUCAUCGUGGAGACCACCACAGAAGAUACCAGGAAACGCCCUUCCAUCCCAAAAUCCCUAUUCCGUAAAACUCCUACCGCCGUGUUGGGUGCAGGACAAAAGAGACAGGCCGUUGUGAUUGACUGUGAGAUGGUACAAGUCACAGGUGGUCUGCGGGAGAUGGCUUAUAUCACUGCCAUCGAUUUUCUCACGGGCGACGUGCUCUUGGACCAUUAUGUGAAACCAGAGAAGAAUGUAGUGAGCUGGGACACUCGGUACAGCGGUGUUACCCCUUAUGCGAUGGACAAGGCUGUCCGAAAAGGUCAAGCAAUCAUGGGCUGGGUGCGCGCGCGCGAGCAGGUUUGGAGAUUCGUCGGUCCGGAAACUGUGCUUAUUGGACAUUCGCUCAACAACGACCUGGACAUGCUAGGCAUUGUUCAUCCAAGAAUUGUCGAUUCCUCGAUUCUCACCAGCGAGGCUGUUUUCAACGAGUUGCUCCCGGCCCAGGCCCUAUCGCGUACGUGGAGUUUGAAGACUCUCACCAAUGAGCUCGCCGGUUACGAGAUCCAGGCGGGCAAGAAGGGCCACGAUGCAUACGAAGAUACCAUGGCCACGCGUGAUGUCUUGAUUUGGUGUAUUAGGAAUCAGAAAUUGUGGGCGAUAUGGUCCGCAGAAAGACGUGAUGCUGAAAAGAUUCGUGGUUUGGAACAGGAGCUUGCCAAAAUCCAGGCCAAGCUGGAGCAUGCGAGAAAGAACCUGAUCGAGUCGCAGAAGGAGAGGGAGAAGGCGAGAUUGGAAAUUCUGAACCUUGCAUCGGAGCACUCAUGA